Messenger RNA from Salvelinus fontinalis (brook trout), 6712 nucleotides. Its product is annotated as E3 ubiquitin-protein ligase NEURL3-like. The transcript has 4 exons. The record is from RefSeq and is a predicted model, not a curated record. Gene Ontology annotation, molecular function: ubiquitin protein ligase activity. The coding region runs from base 5591 to 6484 and encodes 297 amino acids. NCBI's taxonomy places the organism in Eukaryota, Metazoa, Chordata, Actinopteri, Salmoniformes, Salmonidae.
AUAAAACAUUCCUUAUAUCAAGCAACCAUAGGGCACAAUUUUCUGUUUUUUUUAAAAUUUACUGAUAGCGAGGGGCACACUCCAAUACUCAGACAUAAUUAUGUGCAGUAGGGAUGACAUGGGAUUUUCUCUUGAAGUGCGUGAAUUGGACCAUUUUCCUGUCCUGCUAAGCAUUGAAAAUGUAACGAGUACAUUUGGGUGUCAGGGAAAAUGUACGGAGUAGAAAGUACAUUAUUUUCAUUAGGAAUGUGGUGGAGUAAAAGUAAAAAAAUUCAAGUAUUUUUACUUACGUUUAAGUCAUUUAGCAGACGCUCUUAUCCAGAGCGACUUACAAAUUGGAAAGUUCAUACAUAUUCAUCCUGGUCCCCCCGUGGGAAUUGAACCCACAACUCUGGCGUUGCAAGCGCCAUGCUCUACCAACUGAGCCACACGGGACCGUACUUAAGUACUUUACACCACUGCAGCUUGGCUCUCAUCUUAAGACUGGUACUUAUUUUGUUGAAAGGUUUUCUCCAGGUUCAAGAUUUGAUUGGUCUGGUGUGUUUAACUUUGCUGUCUGUAUUGCCUCUGUCUCAGAUUACAGAAAACAACACAGUAAACACACAGUUCCAUUUCAAUUCUGUAUAACCAUAUUGAACAAUUCAGGUUUAUGAAUAUCAUAAUGCCUAUCAGAUUUCAAAGCUGUUUUAAUUUUAGGUAUGCUGAUUGGACUGGUAUUUUAAAAAUUAUAUUGCUGUUAACACAUAAUCCCUUAACCUCUCUAGGUAGCGUCCCACCUCUUCAACAGCCAGUGAAACUGCAGGGCGCCAAAUUCAAAACAACAGAAAUCCCAUAAUUAAAAUUCCUCAAACAUACAUGUAUUUUACACCAUUUUAAAGAUACACUUGUUCUAAAUCCAGCCACAGUGUCCGAUUUCAAAAAGGCUUUACGACGAAAGCAAACCAAACGAUUAUGUUAGGUGAGUGCCUAUUCACAGAAUAAUAUUUAUAUCCAAAAAUCUGAGUUUACAUUGGCGCCUUACGUUCAGAAGUAACAAAACAUCCUUUGAUUUUGCAGAGAGCCACAUCAAUUUACAGGAAUACUCAUAAUAAACAUUGCUAAAAGAUACAACUGUUAUGCAUGGAAUUUUAGAUGCACUUCUCCUUAAUGCAACCGCUGUGUCAGAUUUCAAAAAAGCUUUACGAAAAAAGCUAACCAUGCAAUAAUCUGAGUCGGCGCUCAGAGCCCAAUCAAGACACAAAUAUAGCCACCAUAUUUUGCAGUCAACAGAAGUCAGAAGUAACAUUAUAAACAUUUACUUACCUUUGAUCUUCAUCAGAAUGCACUCCCAGUGCAAUGCACUCCCAGUUCGCUAAUGUCCAUCAUUUAUGUCCAAAUUCCUCCUGUUGUUCUAGCGUUCAGUACACUUUCCAAACUCACGACGCGCGGGCAGGUCCAGCGGAAAGUACGGACGAAAAGUUAAAGUUAUAUUACAGUCCGUAAAAACAUAACAAACGAAGUAUUGAAUCAAUCUUUAGGAUGUUUUUAACAUAAUUCUUCAAUAAUGUUCCAACCGGAGUAUUCCUGUGUCUUCAGAAUUGCGAUGGAACAGAGCUCGCUCUGACGUGAAUGCGCAUGGUCAGAGCAUGGUCACUUCAUGGCAGACCUGACUCAUUCCUCUCUCCUUCGGCCCCACUAAACAGUAGAGGCAUCAGACAAGGUUCUACCGACUGUUGACAUCUAGUGGAAGCCUUAGGAAGUGCAACAAUACCAAUAUCCCACUGUAUCUUCAAUAGGAGCUGAGUUGAAAAUCGACCAACCUCAGAUUUCCCACUUCCUGGUUUAAUUUUUUCUCAGGUUUUUGCCUGCCUGAUGAGUUCUGUUAAACUCACAGACAUCAUUCAAACAGUUUUAGAAACUUCAGAGUGUUUUCUAUCCAAAUAUACUAAUAAUAUGCAUAUUCUAGCUUUUAUGGCUUUGUAGCAGGCCGUUUCCUCAGGGCAUGCUUUUCAUCCGGAUGUGAAAAUACUGCCCCCCGACCCCACCUUUGUUCUUCUCUUUUCCACUGCAGCUGCAUCGAGUCCAUCUAGUGUGUCCCCUGAACUCAAGGCUGUGGCCCUGAGAUGUUACCUCCCCCUUGGGCAUGGAGAUGGCAACAGGCAGGGGUAGGAUGCAUGCUGACUAUGCACAGUCCUGCAGUCAAUGAUGGGACAGGAUGGCUCCCAAGCUGGCCAAUUCAGAGAGUAGGGCACCAGACCUGAUGCCUCAAUAUCAUGUUUGACCUUUGGGGUUCAAUGUUGUGCUGGUCUUGACCUGACUGAUGCCUGGACAGCCUUAUCUGAGCUUGUAGACUGUGGUCUGUGCUGUAGACUGGUGCAUGAAUGGUCGCAUGUGGUCCAGAGAAAAGUGGUCCAGACAGCCACUGGGCAACCAAACCCUAGAUCAGGGGUGUCAAACUCAUUCCACGGAGGGCCUAGUGUCUGCAGGUUUUUGGUUUUUCCUUUCAAUAAAGCCCUAGACAACCAGGUGUGGGGAGUUCCUAACUAAUUAGUGAUGUUAAUUCAUCAAUCAAGUACAAGGGAGGAGCGAAAACCCGCAGACACUCGGCCCCCCGUGGAAUGAGUUUGACACCUGUGCCCUAGAUUGAUUGGAUUCAUCUUCAAGCCAUGUCAUCUCUCAGUUGAUCAUAAGUUGUUGUUUCCCUUCCUUUUCAAAGGGUUGUCAUUGACGUCUGUGCUGUAAGUCUUUUUCUUAUCCAGUAACCACGUUUCCAUCCACAGUUUUUAUGCAAGUAAAGUCAUCAUAUACAGUUGAAGUUGAAAGUUUACAUACACUUAGGUUGGAGUCAUUAAAACUCGUUUUUCAACCACUCCACAAAUUUCUUGUUAAUUAACAAACUAUAGUUUUGGCAAGUCGGUUAGGACAAAUACUUUGUGCAUGACACAAGUAAUUUUUGAAUUAUAAGUGAAAUAAUGUAUCACAAUUCCAGUGGGUCAGAAGUUUACAUACACUAAGUUGACUGUGCCUUUAAACAGCUUGGAAAAUUCCUGAAAGUGAUGUCAUGGCUUUAGAAGCUUCUGAUAGGCUAAUUUACAUAAUUUGAGUCAAUUGGAGGUGUACAUGUGGAUGUAUUUCAAGGCCUACCUUCAAACUCAGUGCCUCUUUGCUUGAAAUCAUGGGAAAAUCAAAAGAAAUCAGCCAAGACCUCAGGAAAAAAAUGGAGACCUCCACAAGUCUGGUUCAUCCUUGGGAGCAAUUUCCAAUUGCCUUAAGGUACCACGUUCAUCUGUACAAACAAUAGUACGCAAGUAUAAACACCAUGGGACCACACAGCCGUCAUACCGCUCAGGAAGGAGACGCGUUCGUUCUCCUAGAGAUGAACGUACUUUGGUGCGAAAAGUGCAAAUCAAUCCCAGAACAACAGCAAAGGACCUUGUGAAUAUGCUGGAGGAAACAGGUACAAAAGUAUCUAUAUCCACAAUAAAACGAUUCCUAUAUCGACGUAACCUGAAAGACCGCUCAGCGAGGAAGAAGCCACUGCUCCAAAACCGCCAUAAAAAAGCCAGACUACGGUUUGCAACUGCACAUGGGGACAAAGAUCGUACUUUUUUGUAGAAAUGUCCUCUGGUCUGAUGAAACAAAAAUAGAACUGUUUGGCCAUAAUGACCAUCGUUAUGUUUGGAGGAAAAAGGGGGAGGCUUGCAAGCCGAAGAACAGCAUCCUAACCGUGAAGCACGGGGGUGGCAGCAUCAUGUUGUGGGGGUGUUUGCUGCAGGAGGGACUGGUGCACUUCACAAAAUAGAUGGCAUCAUGAGGUAGGAAAAUGAUGUGGAUAUAUUGAAGCAACAUCUCAAGACAUCAGUCAGGAAGUUAAAGCUUGGUCGCAAAUGGGUCUUCCAAAUGGACAAUGACCCCAAGCAUACUUCCAAAGUUGUGGCAAAAUGACUUAAAGAAAACAAAGUCAAGGUAUUGUUUUAUUUUACCAGGUAAGUUGACUGAGAACACGUUCUCAUUUGCAGCAACAACCUGGGGAAUAGUUACAGGGGAGAGGAGGGGGAUGAAUGAGCCAAUUGUAAACUGGGGAUUAUUAGGUGACCGUGAUGGUUUGAGGGCCAGAUUGGGAAUUUAGCCAGGACACCGGGGUUAACACCCCUACUCUUACGAUAAGUGCCAUGGGAUCUUUAAUGACCUCAGAGAGUCAGGACACCCGUUUAACGUCCCAUCCGAAAGACGGCACCCUACACACAGGGCAGUGUCCCCAAUCACUGCCCUGGGGAAUUGGGAUAUUUUAUUAGACCAGAGGAAAGAGUGCCUCCUACUGGCCCUCCAAUACCACUUCCAGCAGCAUCUGGUCUCCCAUCCAGUGACUGACCAGGACCAACCCUGCUUAGCUUCAGAAGCAAGCCAGCAGUGGUAUGCAGGGUGGUAUGCUGUAGUGGCCAUCACAAAGCCGUGACCUCAAGCCUAUAGAAAGUUUGUGGCCAGAACUGAAAAUGUGUGUGUGAGCAAGAAGGGCUACAAACCUUACACCAGCUCUGUCAGGAGGAAUGGGCCAAAAUUGAACCAACUUAUUGUCGGAAGCUUGUGGAAGGCUACCCGAACCGUUUGACCCAAGUUAAACAAUUUAAAUGCAAUGCUACCAAAUACUAAUUGAGUGUAUGUAAACUUCUGACCCACUGGGAAUGUGAUGAAAGAAAUAAAAGCUGAAAUAAAUAAUUCUCUCUACUAUUAUUCUGACAUUUCACAUUCUUAAAAUGGUGAUCCUAACUAACCUAAGACAGGGAAUUUUUACUAGGACUAAAUGUCAGGAAUUGUGAAAAACUGAGUUUAAAUGUAUUUGGCUAAGGUGUAUGUAAACUUCCAACUUCAACUGUAUGGCAGGACCAAAUCGGAAAGAUAGGUAGGAGCAAGCCCAUAUAAUGCUUUGUAGGUUAGCAGUAAAACCCUGAAAUCAGCCCUUGCCUUAACAGGAAGCCAGCGUAGAGAGGCUAGCACUGGAGUAAUAUGAAUAAUUUUUUGGGUUCUAGUCAGGAUUCUAGCAGUUGUGUUUAGCACUAACUGAAGUUUAUUUAGUGCUUUAUCCAGGUAGACGGAAAGUAGAGCAUUGCAGUAUUCAAAUCUAGAAGUGACAAAGCAUGGAUUAAUUUUUCUGCAUCAUUUUUGGACUAAGUUUCUGAUUUUUGCAAUGUUACUUAGAUGGAAAAAAGCUGUCAUUGAAAUAGUCUUGAUACGUUAGUCAAAAGAGAGAUCAGGGUCCAGAGUAAAGCCAAGGUCUUUUCAGUUUCGAGACGACUGUACAACCAUCAAGAUUAAUUGUCAGAUCCGGCAUCACCACUUUAUUGCAGACAUUAAAUAAAACAGUUAAAGUAUAAAUAUUGCCAAGUAAUUUUGCUAAGUAAAGACAGCGUGAUAUGGGGAAGAGUGGGUAGGUGAGGCUGUGUUUUUAUGCCACUCCCCUAACCUUUAACUAAAGAGGUUGUGCUGUCUCAAAACAAAACUAUACACGCCACACUAAGAAGAGCCAACAUCACUGCUGCCUUGCUACUGUAUCAGUCCAGUCUGAAGACUCCGUGGGAAGAAGCAAACUUCAAGACAGGCAAACCUGAAGAGGAUGGGGAUCGGUAGGAGCACUGAGAUUUAUCCACACAAUAUGUGUGGGCGUCCCUGUCUGGGGACCCUGUCCUUCCACAAAGAGGCCUUGGGGACCAAUGUGUGUCUGAGUCUGGGAGGUAGACGUGUGGAGAGGGACAGAGAGACCUUCCAGAAUGGUCUGACUUUCAGCAGUCGUCCAAUCAGGGUUCAGGAGAAGAUACAUCUGCGGGUGGAAUGUUGUGACCAACACUGGCAUGGAGCUCUGCGGCUGGGCUUCACCAUCAUACCGCCCUCCUCCUCUGGGCCCCACUUCCCUCCUGCUGUAGCCAUCCCUGACCUCACCACCACCUACGGGUACUGGGCAUCCACCGUGCCCUCCAGCCUCAUCAUGCCAGGGGCAGAGCUCCGCUUCUGGGUGACCCCUCGAGGAAUGCUGGUUUACGAGGGGCCAAAUGGUUUGAGGUACAAGCUACUGAAGGGGGUGGAUGUGACACACCCCCUAUGGGCCAUGAUAGAUGUCUACGGACAGACCAGAGCUGUGCUCCUAUUGGGAUCAGAAAAGAAAGACUUAAUGUUGCGGAUCCGGAGGUCCUGUCCUGUCCCACCUCCUCCCUCUGUGUCUCAUAGGGACAGCUGCAUGUGUGUGAACAAGGGUCACCCCUGUCGCACUCCUCAGGACUACAGGCUCUCUGCUGACCCUAUCAUUACCACACAGAUGGACCCCUCUAUAGAUCGGGACUUCGCUGAAGAUUGCGUGGUGUGUCUAUCUGCUAGAGCUUCUGUGGUCUUUCCCUGCGCCCACCGCUGCCUGUGCCUUCGCUGCGCCCUGCGGGUCACGGCCGAGUUUGGAAACUGCCCGCUGUGUCGCCAGUCAAUCAGAUACAGCGACGAGGAUAGGUGGAUAAAAAGUUGACCAACCGAUGGGGAAAGGAGGGAGAAAAGCAAAGAUGAUCAAAUCAGCAUUAUAUUAGUACAUAAUAUUGUAAACAUUUCCCUUAUGUUCUUUUUUAUAUCAACUGUCUAUUUUUCACUGUGACUUAUGUUAUAGUGUAGGCAUCUAUACUACAUGUGGGCAUCUAUACUUGAUGAAGAACAUGUCACUGUAUUAGAUGUUUUAUUUGUCAAUGAAUCGAAAUGUAAA